CGUCGAGUCAGGACCUUUCUUUAUAUUUGGCAAAUUAUCGAGCAAAUUAUUAAGCUUAUCUCUGGAGGUGAACUAUAUAGAGUCGAUACUCUUCAGAAAAUUCCUCUAAAAUUCUCUAAUUCUCUACUGGUUCGUUUAGAAGUGGGAAGAUUAUAAUCUUCAACACUUAUAUAGUCACAAGUCCUCCGAGCAAGUCACAACUCGUGCACACUAACCUGCCGCUUUCUGAAGGAAGAGAAGUUGAGAUUUCAACAAAGCGAUGGUCUCUUCGGCUUCCACUGCGCGUUCCUCGAGCCUUUUAGCAACAUCUCCACCUGUAACCAUGAUUAUUCGUGUCUGAAGGACUGGUCUCAAAAUGUCCGAUUUCUUGAAAAGGUUCCUAUAUGUUGUGAAAUCUCGCCACAUCAACUUCUUUUCCAAGAAAUUAUCAGAGAGAUUUACUUUUUUCGCAAGGGAAAAUGUCAGUGGUUUCUUGAGAUACUUCAUGUAAAGUGCUGGUCGCGACGCACCUAGAUCCCAUUCUCCUCUCUACCUCGUCAAAUAACGCCUUGUGAAAAACUGUUUGAAAGAGGAUAUUUGUGCAUAGUGUUGGAAACAUCUUAUCGGUUAUUUUUUACGAGUAUGGCUGAUCUUCUUAAAUUUAUGUCUUUAGUCGGAAAGCUGAAGUCCACCAAACGUACCGGCUGGGUUUACCGUGGCGUCAAAUCGCCUGAAAGCGUUUCAGAUCACAUGUACCGCAUGGCUAUUAUGAGUUUUCUGCCGACUGGACGUGAAGAGGGUACAAACAUCAAUCGCGAUCAUUGCAUUAAACUCGCACUGGUCCACGACAUGGCGGAAUGCAUUGUUGGUGAUAUCACGCCAUUCGAUGGAGUCAGCAAGGAGGAGAAACACAGAAGAGAAAAGCAAGCUAUGGAGAAUUUGUCGAGUUUGGUUGGUGAAGAAGUGGGGAAGGAAUUCCUACAACUUUGGCAGGAAUAUGAAGCCCAAGAGACUGAGGAAGCCAAAUUUGUGAAGGAUUUGGAUCGAUUUGAAAUGAUUCUACAAGCACAUGAAUAUGAAGACAGCGAAGGAAAGCCGGGCUGGCUUCAAGAGUUCUUUGACUUCACCACGGAUAAAUUCCAGCAUCCAAUUGUCAAAGAUUGGGUACAAGAGCUUAAUAAGUUACGGAGUCAGUCAAAAGAAUAAAUCAGCAUAAAUCAGGCUUGUGUUUUCAAUGAGGAGGGAUCAUCAAUGUUAUUACUAAUAAUUUACUCGAUGUCAAAGUUUUGUUAUUUACUGUAAGGCACCAUUGUGUGUGCCUAAUAUGCAUAUAGUGAAAUAGAGAUGAGAUUUUCAUUUGCAUUGCAUUUCUGGUUACAGAAAUAGGGUAUGCGAUUAAUCGUCAAUGGAACUUGGUGAUUUUAUUAGUGUAGACAGUAUUGUUGAUGGUAUAAAACUUUGUUGUUUUGUUUCUUCAUCCUUGAGGAAUUAUUCCAAAGGAGAGUAGACUACGAGUAGUCCCCCUUUCGCUUUAAUAGUCCGUCGUGCGUGACGCGAAAGAAAACUGCGAGCAAAAGAUGGCCGCGCGAAAUCCUGGGGGCGAGGAGCCAUGUCGCGUGGCAUGGACGUAGAAAAGCGUUACGUGACAAUCCAAAUAACCGACGCAAAGAGACUGGCACAGCUGUAUAAAGAAUCAGCAGCGGACGGCAGCCCACUUUUGGUUGGGGGUUAACAGGCUAGGGGCUAAUCUUCUUGGGGGGUUAAAUGACCUGCAUCCCUUGCAUCUGACAGAAAAUAGCACUUCAGCUACAAUCGUGGACAAAAUAAAUGAAAAAUUAAGACCACCCCCCCCCCCCUUCCCAAUUUCACUGAUGGCAAAAAUGGCGCGCUUUGGGUUUAGCGCCCGUUCAUCAUUGAUUCGGGGGGAUGGGUGGUUUUACUUAUUUUAUUCUGUGCAAGAUUGUAGCCUUGAAAAAAAUUACCAUUUGUUUCAACUUUGCCGUCCACGCUAAUUUUCCUUACUCGUAACCAGCCUUGUUUGUUCUUGGUUUAUUACCAGUUCCCGUAGGCCAGGUCGCGCGGUCCGGGGGUUACCUUGCAAUGGCCUAGGAUCCCACCCACGGAGAAACAGAAAUACUCGUAAGCACCAGUCGCCCCAUGCUACAGAAGGUAAGCGCCGUUGGUAUGGACCUCUUGGCCUGAUGCUGGCUUAACGUUCUACCCUUUAUAGCUAAUUUUGUACAACAGAAAAAUGACUCAAAAUAUUAUGGCAUAGCUCUUUAAUACAGUCGUCAACCUAAAAAGCAAAUUUCUUAUCCUAAAUAACUUAAACCACUGCUGUCUAACAUCACAGCAUUAUAUUUCUGUACUGUAUUUCAACACAUUGGAAUACCUCAUUUCUAUAUUUCUCUUGAGACCGAAUAGUUAUCUUUCUGUGUCCUAAAGAUUCAUAAAUAAUGCCUAUUUUCGCCUGCUUUCGUUGAACAUUUUAUUAAGAGCCAAUUUUCACGCAGCACCCCUCAAUCGUAUUUUUAAACAGUUGGAUGAAAACAACGUUGUAUGGCAGCUAAGUAUAUAUGACAAAACAUCGCACAUACAUGUGACUUGUCUACAGGUAGGUCCUUCAGGUGUAUGUCCUUCUAUACAUCUGAGGACAGGAUAACUGUUGACCUGAAGUUACAUGUUAACUAUUCUGAAGAGAAGUUUAAAAACAAAAAAAAAAGAGUCGUUCAAUUGUAUUUCCUUACUGUAAAGAACUGUGGGGAAAAAAAAAAGAUUCUGUCCUCAUCAAGCGUGACCGCACAUGAGUUCGCAGAGAAUUGUGACAGUAGUGAUAGUAUACGGUAGUCUCAAAAUGUUUGCAUUAGAUAUUUGAAUGCACUGCUGCGGUAAUCCUGGUUUUAGCACCCGAUCAAUCAAUUCUUUAACUCUUUAAUGCACUGAGCAGUGACCAGUUCAACUCGUCACCAAUGCUUUCAAACCAGUAAGCCUCCCGCCAGUCUGGAUACACACCAGUCGAUUGGCAAUGCACUCAUAUCCUGUCUUGCAAUCCAUGGAAUGUAUGCGCCUCGCUACUACAGGCAUCCACCCAGUAUUAAAGACACUCAGGGCUUUCACAAGAGCAUUAGCAUCCUGCUUUGGUAACCAGUAACUGCAGUGAAGACACCCAGCCACACACAGUUGCAAUGAUCCAAAGACCACCACGGUACUUUGGUUGUGUCACCAUCCCAUCAAAGGUCAAUGACAGUGCUGUAUGCAGUGGGUGACGAUCUGGCAAAAUUCACUGAAGAUUACUAAUAACGAAAACCAAUAUUACAAGCACUUCCAUGUAGCAGCAAACGCAAAACCUAGUUGUAAUGUUAGCGCCAAAAUAUACUGUGUGCUAAAGCAAAACAUUCCCUGCAUUUAAUUUGAAAAAUGUUCGAGAAGAAUUCAGCUUCUUCUUAAAAUUCAUAUGACAUAAGUAACAAUGAUGAGUGUUUUUUUUUUUCUGGUAACUUCAGAGCAUACAAUAAUUAUUGCUGUAUUUGGUUGUGUGCACAAUUUAGGGCAUUAAGCCCAACCUCGUUGCCAGGAUCUCUUUCCCCCGGUAACAAGGUUGCAUUACGCUUCAAAGGUGAAUUAAAGACUGUCACACAAAGCCUGGCCAAUACAAAGGAGCAGAUGAAAGUUCUUUCUAAAACUGACGCCAAAAAAUAAUUGACAUCCCCACGCGCAUUGAACUAAA
This is a messenger RNA of Orbicella faveolata, 3706 nucleotides long. RefSeq names its product 5'-deoxynucleotidase HDDC2-like. NCBI's taxonomy places the organism in Eukaryota, Metazoa, Cnidaria, Anthozoa, Scleractinia, Merulinidae. Gene Ontology annotation, molecular function: 5'-deoxynucleotidase activity. Gene Ontology annotation, cellular component: cytoplasm. The record is from RefSeq and is a predicted model, not a curated record.